This is a messenger RNA of Homarus americanus (American lobster), 3772 nucleotides long. RefSeq names its product kin of IRRE-like protein 3. Lineage: Eukaryota; Metazoa; Arthropoda; Malacostraca; Decapoda; Nephropidae. The record is from RefSeq and is a predicted model, not a curated record.
AACAAAUUAUCUUUUUUUUCAGGUGUGGGGGCAUCAAUUAGCGUGACAUCACUGGAAGCACCACUACAUGCAAAACGCUACAGCAACCAGACGCUCAUCUGCCACUACAACCUGGUCACACGUGAACUCUACUCCAUUAAGUGGUAUCUCAAUGAAAAGGAAAUUUUCAGCUACCUACCAAACAAUGAGCCGCCCAUGACAGUGUAUCCAGCCAACAGCUCCGUCAAAGUUAUUAUGGAAGAAUCAACAGAGAAUCAGAUAGUGCUGCAAGAGGUAGACCUGGGUGCCUCCGGUGUAUAUAAGUGUGAAGUUAUGGCAGAAUAUCCAGACUUCCUCAGUGAUUCCGCUGAGGCCACUAUGACAGUUGUUGUGUUGCCUGACGAGCAGCCUAAUAUUGAGGGAGACGUUGCUGGUCACUACGCUGUGGGGGAUACAGUCAACCUUAACUGUACCGCAGCUCCAUCAAUCCCUGCAGCUACACUUGUUUGGUACAUCAAUGACCAGCUGGCCAAGGGCGAAUAUUUGCAGAAUUAUGAAACGGAAAAACUUAGUGAUGGACUCAUCGUGUCGAGGCUCGGCUUGAAAUUCCAGUUAUCUCAGUCAGACUUUAUUAAUGGGGAGCUGAAGCUAAAGACCUGCCUUCUGCCUCGGCAUCAGACGGCCUCAUCAAACGACUUCUGGCGCUUCAUUUCAUACUUAUCGUCUUUGUGCACCUCCUGCGGUAGAGGCCCUCCUACAGUAGAGGCCCUCCUACAGUAGAGGCCCUCCUACAGUAGAGGCCCUCCUACAGUAGAGGCCCUCCUACAGUAGAGGACCUCCUACAGUAGAGGCCCUCCUACAGUAGAGGCCCUCCUGUGGUGGACGCCCUCCUGUGGUGGACGCCCUCCUACAGUACGGGCCCUCCUGCGGUAGAGGCCCUCCUACAGUUGAGGCCCUCCUGUGGUGCACGCCCUCCUACAGUAGGGGCCCUCCUGCGGUAGAGGCCCUCCUACUGUAGACGCCCUCCUGUGGUGGUGGCCCUCUUGUGGCUAAAUUAGACGUUGUGGACAAGUUAGUGAUGGAAGGUUUAAGUAACUAAGAUAUACAUGAGAAAAAAGUUUUAUUUGUGAUAAAUGAAAUUUGUGAACAAUUAUGAAGUAUUUUACAAAGUUACUUUUGUUACAAUGGUAGUAUUUAUUUUAUUCCAUAAGCAUCCUCAUAUUUCUUGAAAUUAAGAGGAAAGGAAAUUACUGGUUCAGUGUCUGCCAUUGUUUUAUUUAGGAAAUACAGAACUGAUUUGCUUUCUUUUAAUUGGUAAUAAGUCUUAAAAUGACCGAGUGAAUGGGACAAUGGAAGUUAAAGAUAUUAGACUAAGUGUUUAACAUUUUACUAUGAUACAAAAUAUCUUCACUGUAAGAAGUGUAUAUAUUUCCAUUACUUUUAAGUGAGUAAUAAGUCUGAUAAUAUUUUCAAGGAAACUUCAUAAUGUUGGUUUUAAACCAAAGGCCACAAGAAGUCUUUUUCUUUGCCAAAUGGAAAAAUUUGUGUCUAUUAUUUGUGAAAUUAUCUAUAAUUUGUGAUAAGUUCUAUGUGAUUAUUUUAACACACUGCUCAGCAUUUCAUUGCUGCAUGUGGACCAAUUCUCUACAUACAUAAUUUCUCUUAAUAGAGAUGAAGCCAUGUAUCACACAAUGUGUUCUGUAUAGAUAACCCCACAGAUACUUGCUACACAGUUAACUAUGAUUGUGGCUUAUUUGAGAUUAUAUUUUUCUCUAAUGAUAUAUGUAUAUUUGGUUGGAUUAUGAAGGACUGUAGUUGAUCUCUUUCUUUUGUAUCAAGUCUGGGUAAUAUGUCCAGAGUAGCAAUAAAUAUUCCUUUUUUUAAUUUACGUUUUCUGGUGUAAUUAAUGUUUGAGUCCAGUUUAAUAUCAGGACGGUAAAGUUUUUAAUUUUUUUUUUGGUUCAUUUGGUUGUGAGACGAUCUUGAAGUGAACACACACAUAAUAUACUGAAGACUUCAUCAUGGACAGGAAGCAAAGGUCUUAUUCUGUUGCUGUACUGUACUGUCAUGAUAAAAAUUCACUUUUAUAGUUAAGUAACACUACAGAUAAAUAAAAAUACACUGUACUGUAGUUUGGGGUUGACAGCCUUCAUUGAUCAAUGGAAGUAUUAGUUGUCACUCUGGUUGAUAAUUUACUUGGCUUAUGGGCACAAGUAUUAUUUUAAAGUUCAAUCUCAUUUUUCAGCAGAUUUCUAAACUGCAAAACAUCCAAGUUCCCAUAAAAGUGUCUGAAUGUUAUCUCAGUUAGUCAGGAAAAUAUACAAGGCCUCAUAUAAAUUUCAUAAACAACUUUGGGUAUUCUCAUAAUUUUGAGACUAGAGCAUUUUUCUUUUUCAUUUUAUAUUUAAAUUAAUAAUUAUGAUUUUCAAACUGUCGAUACAUAUUUUUAGAAUCAAUUUAUUACCCCCAUUACUCUUAAAUAUAAUAAGUUAUUGGGUUUUGCAUAAACAAUUAUGAUUUGUUCUAAAUUAGCAUAAAGCUACAUGUGUGUAGAGUUGUGGCUGCUGCUGUGCUUCCCUGUAAUGCCAAACUGGGGUGUUACCAAGUCUGUCCCAUGUAAAUAUUGUAGCUGAUCCACCUAACAUAACUUUACCUAUGGAUAUUUUUAUGAAUUGUGCAGCACUAAUAUUCAAUCUGCACUUCAGUCACAAGUUUUGCCAUGAUAAAUCACGUUUAUGAAAGAAAUCACCAUCUUUGAGUCUAUUCAAUUUUAUUCAGCGCUUUAUCUGAGAAAUAAUUAAUAAUUCAUAAUUUAAAUAGUGUUUCAGUCUGUGAUCCCAUAGUUUAAAUACCCUGAUUAAUUAUCUUAACAACUUCUUUCAUAUAUCAGAGGAUUAAUUACUAUUAAGAGGUUCAUGCAUAUUAAAGUGUUUCAGUGCUGCACAUUAUCUCAAUACUGUAGCUUUUCAGAACAGAUUACUGCUGAACAAGGCCUCACAUGGCCAGUCAGGAAAUGUGAUGUGUUAUCUUACUGGUGCUGUUCACCAAUAGGCAGGUCCUAAGCAAUUAUCAGAGAGAGAUAGUGGCUUAGGACCUACUGUACGCAACUGUGUCCAGAAACACCACUGCUGUACUAGUUCUUCAUUAUAAAAUGCCAUGUGGUUUGACCAUCGGAGUGUACGUAUAUGAGUUUGUGCAGCGGCCACUGUCGGAUGUUCCUCUUCUCGCACGUAUGCCCUAUAGAAGGCUAUUGAUGCAAUAUAUGAAGGGUUAGACCUUAGAUCUGGUCUCUAGUUAAAGAUACCUCUGUAUACUGUACAGUAUUGUAUUCAUAUGUAUCCCAUACAUUAUGCAUCACAAUGAUAGAUAGCCUUUAAACUUGUGUUGAAAUGUGUUAAUUGUUAAUUUUCAUUAACUCUUGGCCAGUUGGCUACUGCAGAAUACUGUUAAAACAUUUGGCUGUGUCAAGUACUGCAGAUGGAAUAACUACAGUAUUGUUUUACUAAGAGAUGUAUGUGCAAAAAUUAAGGUUUUCUCAAAGCAUUUAUAGUGGAGCAGAAACAGAAGUUGGGACAUUACCAUUUGUGUAGUGAAUGAAAUUAUCAGGAAUUGUUGUAAUUUUCUUGGUUAAAAGUUUUAAUUUAAGUUAUUAUCAGACAAGUUAUACUGUAUUGUAGAGAAGAAAACAAUACAAUAGUUCCGUACUUUAUGUGGCAAGACAACAUAAACACUCCCGUGGUUAAUAACAAAAAUAAAUGCUUGUACAUGUAAAUAGUUUUUUUUGUACUGUACA